This is a messenger RNA of Papilio polytes (common Mormon), 1497 nucleotides long. RefSeq lists its product as uncharacterized. Lineage: Eukaryota; Metazoa; Arthropoda; Insecta; Lepidoptera; Papilionidae. Bases 358 to 1491 code for a protein of 377 amino acids. Gene Ontology annotation, molecular function: ATP binding; protein tyrosine kinase activity. Gene Ontology annotation, biological process: protein phosphorylation. The record is from RefSeq and is a predicted model, not a curated record. The transcript is spliced from 11 exons.
CAGUCGCCACUGGGUUGUUGCAGCGACAGCACGUGCGCGUUGUGUCUAAAAGGUGUCCCCACUUGCGUUUAAAUGCGCGAAUGUUUAUUGCGAUCGUCUAAAUGUUGUGAUGUAAACAAACAGAAAUUGUUUGACUCACGAUGCGGCGGAUGUAAAUAAGGAGUCUGUGAUUCGUUGUAUUUUUUCAUUAAGUGCUCGUGUACAGCUGUGUUUUGUUAACUUUAAGACUUAAGAGCGUUGGAGUAAACCAGUUGAGUGAUUAAAUGUUAAAGAUACAUUGUGUUUGAUGGAUGAUUAAGAAAUAACGGAUGAUAAUGAGGUGCAGUUAAAGGUGGUGUGGUUAGCAGACGGGCCGCUAUGAACUCGGACGUGCACCGACACCAGGCCCAUCCACCGCUUGCCCAGGUACACGGCGUACACACGGGGGCGCAGAGCGUGGGCUGCGGCUGGUACUCAGCGUCGACCGCGCCGGCUCCCACAGCGCCCGCGCGCGUCAAGAGGGCGCAUCCACCACCACAAUUACCAAUUGGAGGAGGCGGUGUAGUGAUCAGUAAUGGUCCACACGUGCCCCUCUCGCCCACCGCUCUGCAGAAUUCUAUACAACAUAAUCUGUCGUACAGCGCGAAGUGUGACGUGUCGCUCGGCCAGCAGAACGUGAUGUCGUCGUCGGUGCGCGCGGUCGCGCCCGCCGGCCCCGCGCCCGCGCCCGCCGCCAUGCACACCUCGCAGACAGCUCCCGCUGUAUCGAAGGGCGCAAGCGACGUGUUGGUGAACUCGUCGGCGCAGAACCCGCCCGCUGUCACGCGGCUUGUCAACAUGUCCCAGUGGCCAUGGCACCACGGUGCGAUAUCCCGCGAGCGCGCGGAGGCGCUGCUGUCGGGCUCCCCGGACGGCGUGUUCCUCGUGCGAGAGAGCACCAACUUCCCCGGAGACCACACGCUCUGCGUGCGUUUCAGGGGACGUGUUGAACAUUACCGGGUAAAAUGGGCAACUGCACCCGACAGUCAAACGCAACGUCUAACGAUUGACGAUGAGGAGUUCUUUGACACGAUGACGAAUUUAAUAGAUCAUUAUGUUCAAGACGCGGACGGUCUUUGCACGAAGCUGGUCCGAUGUUUGCCGAAGUCGGCGAUCAACGGCGCCAACAACAACGGUGUGCUGCAGCCGCCGUAUCCACCGCACCCACCUCAACCUCCCCCGUACCCGCCGACGCCGAGCGUGUCGAGCGCGCUGAGCUCGGGCCACUUCCAGCACACGUACGCGGCGCAGCCCGCCGCGGACCAGCCCGACGGCGCGCUGCAUCAGAGAUUUGUUGAUGCACGUUGGAUAAUAGCUGAACGAGAUUUGGAGAUAAGGGAAAACAUCGGCAAAGGCGAGUUCGGCGACGUGAUGCUGGGCAUCCUCAACGGCAACCAGAAGGUGGCCGUCAAGAUACUGAAAGACAGAGAAGCGGCGAGCAAGUUCCGAGCUGAGGCCAGUGUGAUGUCGUGAGUAUAC